Molecule: messenger RNA, 982 nt
Organism: Salvia miltiorrhiza (redroot sage)
Lineage: Eukaryota; Viridiplantae; Streptophyta; Magnoliopsida; Lamiales; Lamiaceae
Product: chitinase 5-like
Exons: 2
Coding region: 187-876 (229 amino acids)
Biological process (GO): chitin catabolic process; cell wall macromolecule catabolic process; carbohydrate metabolic process
Molecular function (GO): chitinase activity
Source: RefSeq, a predicted model, not a curated record
UAAUCCAUUUGUAACAAACUUCCAAUCUUCCUAGCUUCAAGAUAUCUUCCUCUUCCCAUUAUCCUUCUAAAAAUAAAAUAAAAAAAUGGAGUAUAUAUUUAUUUCACUCUUUAAAUACCCAUAAAUCCCCACAUUAUUUCUCCACACCAACACAACAUUUUCUCACUACUCUUAGCUAUCUCCAAAAUGAACCAUUCCCUCACUAUCUACGCCCUUCUCGCUCUCCUCCUAGCCACCGGAAAAUACGUCUCCGGCCAAAACAACGGAGGCAAUGUCGGCGGCGUGGUGACAGAUAGUUUCUUCAACGGCAUUGCUAAUCAGGCGGGGGCGGGCUGCGCUGGGAAGGGAUUCUACACACGCGCCGCCUUCCUACAAGCGAUUCAGCUGUACCCCAACUUCGGCAUGGUGGGGUCCGCCGACGACUCGAAGCGUGAGAUCGCGGCGUUCUUCGCUCAUGUCACGCACGAGACCGGGCACAUGUGCUACACACGAGAGAUAAACAAGGCGGUCUAUUGCAGUAGCAACAAACAGUGGCCGUGCACGCCGGGCCAGAGCUACUACGGCAGAGGCCCGCUACAGCUGACGUGGAACUACAACUACGGCCCGGCGGGCCAAGCCCUAAAUUUUGAUGGAUUGAACAACCCCGAUAUCGUGGCCCGGGACCCCGCCAUCUCAUUCAAGGCCGCGCUGUGGUUCUGGAUGAAUAGCGUGCACACGGCUAUUACAUCGGGGCGGGGUUUUGGGGCCACGAUUAGGGCUAUUAACGGCGGAGAAUGCGAUGGAGGGAGGCCGGCCGCCGUGACUGCUCGUGUUAAUUAUUAUACGAGUUAUUGUAACCAAUUCGGAGUUAAUCCCGGACCUAAUCUUCGUUGUUAGGAGAGCUAAUUAACAUGCAUGGAAUAAAUUAAUGAUGUUUGAUCAUUAGUGUAUUUGAAUUGAAGUUUGCAGCAUUAGAAAUGGGUAUUCUCAACGGUUCAGCUUC